AUGAUUGGGGUUCCUAAUUUGCAUAGCUCAAACGCGAUUUCCCACCAAACAGAUCUUGGUUCUGGCGCUAAUCAUUCAACGCAAUCUCGUCUAAAGUGGAUGGGAGUUUAUGUUUCAGGAGCUGGUGCUUCUUCGUUAAGUUGUAGAGGGCAGCAAAAAGGGGUUUGUCUCGAUAGAAUCAGCUUGAGUAAUCAAAACGAGUUGGACUUGGAUAGAGGCAGGAUAAAUAUUGAGAAGAAAUUCAAUGGACAAAUCAAUUUAAGUGGAUUCACUAAUUCUGCAAGGUUGUCUACAGAUGGACCAUUUGUCGAAAAUGACGAGAAAACUAAUAAUGAAAUUCUUCAAAGUUUUUGCGUUCGUGGGAAGUUACUAGAUGCAGCGAAGUUAGUAGAUGUGAUGACUCGUAGAAACCAGAUUCCCGAUUUCCCUUGCUGCGUAAAGUUGAUCAGGGGCCUUAUCAAUAUUGACCGGACCAGAAAAGCAGUUAAUGUCCUCCAACUCAUGGUUUUGUCUGGUGGGAUUCCAGAUAUUAUCACUUAUAACAUGUUAAUUAGUGGCCUAUGUCGGAAGAAGUAUCUCCAUUCGGCUAUUGAUAUCUUGGAGAACAUGAGUUUGAGUGGUUGCCCUCCAGAUGUUAUUACUUACAACACAAUACUACGAACCUUGUUUGAUAAUGGUAGGUUUGAUCAGGCUAUUCAGUUUUGGAAGGAUCAACUGAGAAAGGGAUGUCCUCCUUAUGUAAUCACCUACACUGUGCUCAUUGAGUUAGUCUGCAAACAUAUUGGAGUUGUACGAGCGUUAGAAAUCAUGGAAGAUCUGGCAGUGGAGGGAUGUUAUCCAGAUCUUGUGACCUACAAUUCAAUGAUCAAUAUUUCUUCUAAACAGGGAAACUAUGAUGACACGGUGCUGGUUAUUUGUAACCUUCUGUCUCGUGGAAUGGAGCCAAAUACUAUCACAUACAACACUCUUCUCCACUCUCUUUGUACCUAUGGGUGUUGGGAUGAAGUGGACGAGAUCCUGUUUUUCAUGAAUGAAACAUCACACCCUCCUACUCGCAUAACUUAUAAUAUUUUGAUCAAUGGUUUAUGUAAACAUGGUCAUCUGGAUCGUGCAAUUGACUUCUUUAAUCAGAUGGUUUCCUGCAGUUGCUGUCCUGAUAUAAUUACUUAUAACACCCUCCUACGUGGUUUUUGUAAGGAAGCAAUGCUAGACGAGGCUAUCCAAGUUCUUCAUUGCUUAUGUUAUACAAACUGCUCUCCUACUUUAAUCACUUACAAUAUUGUCAUUGAUGGAUUGUCAAAGGAGGGUUUUAUGGAGAAAGCAAUGGAAGUGUACAAUAACAUGGUAGAGCACGGGAUUUGUCCUGAUGAGGUUACCUAUCGAUGUUUGAUUUGGGGUUUCUGCCGAGCCGAUCUAGUUGAAGAGGCUCUAGAAUUAUUGAAGAUGAUGGGUAUUAACAAAAACAGGAUAAGAGAUAAUUGUUAUAGAUUCAUUAUUAAGAGAUUGUGCCAGAAUAAAAAAUUAGAUUCUGCAAUUCGAGUCCUAGAAAUGUUGAUAGCAAGUAGACACAAGUCUUAUGUCACAGUUUUUUCGGAAAUAAUUCAUGAGAUUGACGCUGCUGGUAUGCCUGAAGAAGCUGGAGAAUUACGACAGAAAUUGGUGGAACUUAAGAUUUUCAGAGAGUAG
Molecule: messenger RNA, 1686 nt
Organism: Fraxinus pennsylvanica
Lineage: Eukaryota; Viridiplantae; Streptophyta; Magnoliopsida; Lamiales; Oleaceae
Source: the annotation of a GenBank genome assembly